AUGGCCGGUUUCCACCCACACAUGCCCGCUGCCCGCUACUCUAUCGUUGCCAAGACCCUCGGCGCCUCCAUGUGGUUCUGGGUCAUGUACAAGGCCAAGGAGGAAGGCCCCGUCGUCCUCGGUCUCCGCCACCCUUGGGAUGGUCACGGACAUGGACACGGACAUGGACACGCCGCCCCCGCCGGCGAGAACCACUAA
Linnemannia hyalina is the source of this 198-nucleotide messenger RNA. The record is from the annotation of a GenBank genome assembly. NCBI's taxonomy places the organism in Eukaryota, Fungi, Mortierellomycota, Mortierellomycetes, Mortierellales, Mortierellaceae.